AUGGAUAGCUUUGUGUAUAUUGUAAUUUCGUUGCUGCUGAUGAUGCCGCAAUUUUAUUUAACUACUGAAGGAUAUAGCCAUCGGCAUCCUGGCUUCGCCCAACGUUUGCAGAUUAAGCCUGACUGCUUGCAAGUGCCUCAGAAAUACACCGAAGCUCCAACUCCAACACCCACAAUCAUAUUUUCUUCGUUGGAGGAGAUCAACCGAAGAGAUCUUGAUUAAUAAUCCUUAAGAAUAAAUUC
Molecule: messenger RNA, 242 nt
Organism: Drosophila eugracilis
Lineage: Eukaryota; Metazoa; Arthropoda; Insecta; Diptera; Drosophilidae
Exons: 1
Coding region: 1-222 (73 amino acids)
Source: RefSeq, a predicted model, not a curated record